AUGCACAUAUUUGCAUGUAUAUUCAUUGUGCCUACGUAUCUUCAAAUUUUUCUUUUGAUUUUUUUUGUUCAUCUCUCGUUUUAUUUUUUCCUUUCUUCUUUUCUUUCUUCUAUUCUUUCUCAUUGCUUUUUUUUUUUUUUUUUACUCUUUUUCAUUUUAUUUAGCCAAAUUAUAUUUUUCAUUAUCCCUGAUUUUUUCUUUUUCUUUCUUUCUUUCUUUCUUUCUUUCUUUCUUUCUUUCUACGUUUAUCAUUUUUUCCUCUCUUUCGUUCCUCGUUUGUAUCUUGCUUUUCGACUCAAUGUGCUCCCUUUUUUCUAUAUUCUUAAUUUCUCUGUUUCUUUAUUCGUAUUUUACAUCUUAUUGGUUUAUUUAUUUUCUUUCAUUAUUCUGUUUUGUCUCUAUGUCCGUAUUUUAUAUAUAUUUCUUUAUUUUUUCUCCGUUUAUUCCUUUUUCUUUUUUUCCUUUGCCAUUUUUUUUCUUUUUUUCUUUGUUCUUGCUUUCUUCUGUGCGUUUUUCAGAAUAAAUAUUCUUUUAAAACGCCUGAUAAUUAUGCACCAACCCAAUACAUGUUUGUUUAUUCCCUUUUCUUUCUGUGCAUAUUUUGAUUUAUUUUUAUUUUCUUUCUUUUUCCUUUAUGACUCGUUCUUUCUUUCUUUCUUUCUUUCUUUCUUUCUUUCUUUCUUUCUUUCUUUCAUCGAGGCAGCCCCCUCUUUUCAUUACUCCUUUUUUUUUCAUCGUUUUUACACUCUCUUUUUGUCUUUCUCCAACGCAGUAUCAUCUUACCUUUCUCUCUUUUUAUCUGUUCCUCUUCAGAUGUCUCUUCGUCUCAUGUCCGUACCCUUUUUAAAUCCCCAAUUUACCCUGACAGCCCUGCGCAAAACCACUUUUCUAUUCAUCAUCAGGACAAAUACAAGCGGAUUUUCGGACCCGUUUUUCUAUAAUCCUACCACGUCAAAUACCGACAAACCUGUCCGAUUUGAAAUUCAUUUUUCUUCAACAGACAUAUAUUUAUUUUAUCGAAUAAAUAUUCUUUCUACCUUUGCUAACAUCUUUCUUUCUUUCUUUUUUCUUCGAAUAUUAUAUUUUCUUUCUUCAUCUAACGUUUUCUUUCUUUCUUUCUUUCUUUCUUCGAAUAAGUAUAUUUUCUUUCUUCAUCUAACAUUUUCUUUCUUCAAAUGCAUCUUUCUCUCUUUAAAUCAGAUUAGAUAUUUUAAGCUAGCAUAUCUUUCUUUUCUUUCUUUCUUUCUUUUUCUUUCUUUCUCCGGAUCACUAUUCUUUCCUUUUUUCAGUUAA
Messenger RNA from Acanthosepion pharaonis, 1293 nucleotides. Lineage: Eukaryota; Metazoa; Mollusca; Cephalopoda; Sepiida; Sepiidae. The record is from the annotation of a GenBank genome assembly.